Messenger RNA from Penicillium canescens, 561 nucleotides. RefSeq names its product hydroxyisourate hydrolase. NCBI's taxonomy places the organism in Eukaryota, Fungi, Ascomycota, Eurotiomycetes, Eurotiales, Aspergillaceae. The transcript has a single exon. Bases 1 to 561 code for a protein of 186 amino acids. Gene Ontology annotation, biological process: purine nucleobase metabolic process. Gene Ontology annotation, molecular function: hydroxyisourate hydrolase activity. The record is from RefSeq and is a predicted model, not a curated record.
AUGGACACCACCGAGUCUACUUCCAAUAUUGGUCGCAUCACCAAUCGCCUCGCACUCUACCAGCAACAAAUCUCCCCGUCCCCACAUCCCCAAUCCAAAUCUACCUCCACCUCCACCUCCAACACUACCAAACAACCAACAAUGGCAGCGCGCGAUCCUAUCACUUGCCAUUGCCUCAACACAUUGUCAGGAACACCAGCAGCAAACCUGCCAGUAACCCUGACCCUCCUCGACCCCUCCACCACCGCCAACCCCGCCACCUUCCGCGCAACAACAAACGCCGACGGCCGCGUGGCUAACUGGACGCCUGUCGGAACAACAUCGCAGUCCGUCCCCGCUGUGCUCGCUGCCCUGCCCGCCGCCGAUAGCAAGACCAACUGGUCUGUACGCUUUGAUGUCGGCCCUUGGUAUGAGGCUCAGGGCGUGGAGAGUUUCUGGCCCGAGGUUGAGGUCAAGUUUACGGUGAAGGGUCGUGGGCGUGAGGGUGAGGAGGGCUGGAAGCAUUAUCAUGUUCCUGUUCUGCUGGGUCCUUGGAAUUACUCUACUUAUCGGGGCUCGUGA